This is a messenger RNA of Manduca sexta (tobacco hornworm), 2361 nucleotides long. RefSeq names its product transcription initiation factor TFIID subunit 5 (gene Taf5). Gene Ontology annotation, cellular component: transcription factor TFIID complex. Lineage: Eukaryota; Metazoa; Arthropoda; Insecta; Lepidoptera; Sphingidae. Gene Ontology annotation, molecular function: protein binding; RNA polymerase II general transcription initiation factor activity. The record is from RefSeq and is a predicted model, not a curated record. Gene Ontology annotation, biological process: transcription initiation at RNA polymerase II promoter. The transcript has 12 exons. The coding region runs from base 325 to 2280 and encodes 651 amino acids.
CACUGCCACCAACGUCAAAAAUGUCAUUGAAUUGCCAAUAAGCGUUUUCGACAGCCAAACAAAAUAAAUUGGAUUGGAUUGGUGAUUUUUAAUUUGCAUUUCGAAUUUUUGAUGAAUAAAAUAAAAAAUAUUAUUCCCAUUUGAUACUAAAACUGCUACACACAGAAUAUUGUUAAUUUAUUACGAGAUUAGCUCUUGGCGCCUACACCACAUUUGCAUUGUAUCAAAGAAUAUUAUUACUAGUAAAAACUACUAAUGUAAGAAACACAUUACUUCACAAAGCUAUAUUUGUAAGAAAUAAAAAAAAAAAGAAGUCGGCUAAACAUGACUGAGAAGUCUACACCCCUCCUGGCUGUUUUACAGCUGCUUCGAAAGUAUAAUUUGAAGGGUACUGAGGAAAUAUUGAGGAAAGAAGCAAGUCUAGGAGAUGUGGAAUAUGAAGGUUUAGAUCUACCUGAAGUUGAAAUAGCAAGCAUACUCACUGCUCACCAUACUGAGAGUGACCCUUACAGUUAUGAAUUUGCAUAUGAUAACUUGAAAAAAUUUGUUGAGAAUUCAUUGGAUGUAUACAAGUAUGAAUUAUCAAUGCUCCUUUAUCCAAUAUUUGUCCACAUGUAUUUAGUGUUAAUUUUGUAUGACCACACGGAACAUGCUGCUAAUUUUUUGGAAAAGUUUGGCCCUGAGCAGGAAGAUUACUAUCAAGAGGAUCUAAAGAGACUUUCCUUUGUCACCAGUAAGGAACAAAUAAAAGGCAAUGAAUUGGCUGAAAUAUACAGUUCCAAUAAAUUUGUGGUGCAACUGUCUAGAGAUGCAUCUUCACAGCUUAAGCGUUAUUUACACGAGCAAAAGAGUUCCACAGUGAUCAUAAAUAUUAUUAAUAACCAUAUUCAAAUUGAGGUUCAUGAUGGUCCAGGUAGGACACAAAGUCAGGUCCGGGCCACAGCUGGUGGUAUCCUCGGUGAAGCAACUAGAAACGAAAACCGCACAAAAGUUUAUUAUGGCCUACUGAAAGAACCUGAUAUUCAAGUACUGCCUGCACCAGUAGAAGACGAAGAGGAGGUCGAAGAAACACCUGACAAACCUAAAAAGAAAAAAGCAAAAAAAGAUAAUAUCUUUAUGAAAAAGCCUAAAUCUGACCCUAACGCUCCUCCGAAUGAUAGAAUUCCUUUACCUGAAUUAAAAGAGGCUGAUAAAUUUGAAAAAGGGAAAGCUCUAAGAGAAGCUUCAAAGCGUGUGCCACUAGGACCCGAAAGCCUGCCAUCUAUUUGUUUUUACACAUUGCUAAAUAGUAGCAAUAAUGCAAUAUGUACUGAUAUUUGUGAUGACUCCACUUUAUUGGCAGUUGGUCUCGGUAACUCUACUAUAAAGGUUUGGACUUUGACAACAGUAAAAUUACGUGGAAUGAAAUCUGUGGAUAAAUUGCAAGACAUUGACAGAGAAGCAGGUGAUGUCCUUGUCAGAAUGAUGGAAGAAAAAGACCGAGAUACUUGCCGUACUCUUUUUGGUCAUUCUGGUCCUGUGUACAAGGUCGCAUUUGAUCCGUUCAAAACGUUGCUUUUGUCAUGCUCCGAAGAUGCCACAGUAAGGCUAUGGUCUCUGCAGUGCUGGACGUGCCUGGUGGUGUACCGCGGGCACGUAUGGCCGGUGUGGGACGUGCGCUGGUCCCCGCACGGGCACUACUUCGCGUCCGCGGGACACGACCGGACAGCUCGAUUGUGGGCUACAGACCACCACCAACCACUCAGAAUCUUUGCUGGACACCUCUCGGAUGUUGACUGCGUACAAUUUCAUCCAAAUUCUAAUUAUAUCGCAACAGGAUCCAGUGAUAGAACAAUAAGAGUAUGGGAUUGUUUGACGGGAAGUCAACUACGCAUAAUGACGGGACACAAGUCCGCAAUUUUUACUCUCGCAUUUUCCGUCUGCGGAAGAUGGCUUGCGUCAGGCGGAAGCGGUGGUGAAGUAAUGGUGUGGGAUAUCUCUAAUGGGAUGCCGGCCACCCUUCUUCCCCCGUCGCAUACGGCACCAAUUCAUGCUCUGGCAUUUAGUCGGGACGGCACAAUUUUAGCUUCUGGUUCUUUGGACUACAAUAUAAAAUUAUGGGACUUCACCGCUAUAACUGAAGAAGCUACUCUUGAAGAAGCCGGUAUAGUAAAUAGUACACAAAAAGAAGAUAAAUUUUUGUUGCGAUCGUUUCCUACAAAAAAUUCACCCAUAAAAGGAUUGCACUUUACAAGGCGUAAUUUAUUACUUGCCGUGGGGACAUAUGAAGGAAAUCCAUAAAAAUACUUUUUAAGUAACUGAAAUAAAACAAAUGUUAAGCAUUACUGAAUAAUUUUAUAGAAUAAAUGUUUUAGAAAUAAU